CAGAUAUCUAUAUAAAUUCUUUAAUUACCGCAGAAGAUCACGUAGUUAGGAUGGUCCAUUUACCGGGUCCGUACCGCGUGACCAUGGUCCGAGCUACCAGCCAGACGCACGGAUUAUGCCCUACUUAGAUGUCGCGAGAUUUGGAUCAGUAGCAUUAAUCCGUGUGCUCAAGCUGAGGGGGCGACUUAAUAUCGACACUAGUUGAGUGGUGGUGCCCAGAGACGCACACCUUUUAUUUACCAUGUGGGGAAUGUACCAUCACACUAAAGGAUGUCGCAAUGCGAUUAGGGCUCUCCGUGGACGAUGAUGUGGUAAUCGGUUCAAGCGGCAUAACAAAUCUUGCGGCACUCUACUAUGACUUGCUUGGACGCUCUCCCAGUGAUGGUUCCGAUAAAUUUACGGGUUUAGAAUUUUCGUGACUGAAGGCAAAUUUUGAAACAUUAUCAGAUUAUGCAACCGAGAUGGAGAAGAUACAGGCUGCUUGAGCCUAUAUACUACAACUUAUAGGGGUACUUAUGUAGGAUUCCAAUAAUAAUAAAGUCUACUUGAUGUAUCUGUCUUUACUUAGUGAUUUGCAAGCUGCCCAUUCCUACAGCUAGGGUUCGGCAAUACUAGCGACGCUAUAUCGUGAGCUUUUUCGGGGGACAAAACACAAAACUGUCGAUAUAGGUGGCAGCUUGAUACUGCUACAAUCUUGGGUGCUAUACAUGAUGCCAUUUCUGGUAUCAGUGGGUCACCAAGUACAUGUGUUCCCACUUAUGAAUAGAUGGUAUACUUGUCUGAGCAUUGAAAAGUCGGAAGCACUCAUUGUAUACCGACAGAUGAUCGAGGCAUACACCAAGGAUAGGUUCAUGUGGAUGUCGUAUAUCACGCCGGAUGUUGCUUCCGUCAUUCCUCCGUCGACUAGAGCAUAUGCAAUCGUGUGGUGUAUUAAUGCACCCAUUAUCAAUAUUCAAAUGGUGGAGUGGUAUGCCAGGGAUCAAGUGCUUCAUCAAUUCGGGUGUCGUCAACAUAUUCCUGACGUUCCUAUACAAUUGGGAAAAUAUGUCCACAAAAUUGACAAGAAAGGGAAACAUGCAAAGAAUUGGGCAUUAGAGCAUCAACCAUAUAUUGUGUUGUGGAACGUCCGGUUGGAGAGAAGGCCUUAUUUGGAAUCAUGUUUUCCUAAUUUCACUCCAUUGAGGGGCUACCAAUAGUGGCAUGUGUGGAAUGGGUUGCCCUAGUUAUAUGGUGGUCGAUUGAUGUUAGUCCCUCCACAUAUGGAAUGACGAGGUCUCCUACAAAGCCGUCCUGACGGCCUAUCGCGGAUGUGACCUGUUGGUCAUGGGCCCGGGUUCCAAUACCCGAGCCUGUUGGUCACGGGCCUGGGUUCCAAUACCCGAAAAUUAUUAGAUCUAUUUUUUUAGCUUAAAAGAAAUUAUAUUUUAUUAAAAAUAAUAGGGUAUCGCGUGAUAGGUUGGCGGCACCAAUAAAAAAUAUUUUUUUUCCUUUUUAUGCUUAUACAUGUAAAAAAAACACGUAUUUUGAGUUUGAAAUACAAGUGCCAUCGAUUGGUUAG
Messenger RNA from Gossypium raimondii (Peruvian cotton), 1558 nucleotides. Its product is annotated as serine/threonine-protein phosphatase 7 long form homolog. The transcript is spliced from 4 exons. The record is from RefSeq and is a predicted model, not a curated record. The coding region runs from base 708 to 1196 and encodes 162 amino acids. NCBI's taxonomy places the organism in Eukaryota, Viridiplantae, Streptophyta, Magnoliopsida, Malvales, Malvaceae.